Molecule: messenger RNA, 1752 nt
Organism: Monomorium pharaonis (pharaoh ant)
Lineage: Eukaryota; Metazoa; Arthropoda; Insecta; Hymenoptera; Formicidae
Product: sodium/potassium/calcium exchanger 4
Exons: 9
Coding region: 119-1624 (501 amino acids)
Biological process (GO): intracellular calcium ion homeostasis; calcium ion transmembrane transport
Cellular component (GO): membrane
Molecular function (GO): calcium, potassium:sodium antiporter activity; calcium channel activity
Source: RefSeq, a predicted model, not a curated record
UAGCCACUCAUGCUGCGUCAAGAGCCUCUCAUCGCGUUGUCUCGUUUCUUAUAUAUAUCUCUUACGUACAUUAUUCGAGAAGAGGACCAACACUUUACACGUUCUUAUAUAAUAAAGGAUGGUAUGGCAGCGCAAACGAACGGUCGGAUACCGGAUACUUUUCGUUACUGCUAUAAUAGUUAUGUACUCUUUUUAUAUCGGUAUAAUGGGACUAUUAUCUGACAGUACGACAAAUGUCGGCCACGCAGCAGAUUGGCGAGGCCGUAGAUUGUUGCAGUCAAGCGAGCUCGAACAACUUGGAAAUGACAGUUACAAUUGCACGCCGCCAGCGAUUAAAGAAUUCCCGUCUGACGGUCUUACACGGCAGCAAAGACAGGCAGGAUUCAUAAUAAUCCACUUCAUCAUCAUUAUUUAUCUGUUUUUAUUACUUGCCAUUGUCUGCGACGACUAUUUUGUCCCCUCUAUUAAGAAAAUUUGCGAGAAGCUCGAUGUCACCGAGGAUGUGGCUGGUGCUACUGUAAUGGCGGCUGCAAGUUCGAGCCCGGAAUUGUUUAUCAACGCCAUUGGCACCUUUGUAACGGAGGGUGAUCUGGGAGUUGGCACUAUCGUCGGUUCCGCAGUAUUCAACAUAUUAGCCGUGCCUGCAUGCUGCGCGUUGUUCGCAAAAGAGGUGCUGAAAUUGGACUGGUGGCCCGUAUCACGUGAUACGCUGGCUUACGCUUUCACAGUUCUUCUCCUAAUCCUGACCCUGUGGGAUGGACGUGUCGAAUGGUAUGAAGCGCUCAUCCUCAUCAUUUGUUAUAUUUUAUACAUAUCAGCAAUGUGUUUCAAUCAUCGAAUCAACAAUUUCAUAAAACGAAUAACGUCUAAGAGAAAAAAAUACAGAAAUAUCUGUGAGGAGAGUCCCCUUUUGCCAAAUCACUUCAUCAAAGAAACGGAGAUAUGUGGAUUUAGUUCGAGUGAUCAGGACGAAUCACUCGAUAUCGUAAAUAUGACAACCUGGCCGAGUUCUACAUGCGAGAAGAUAUGGUGGAUUAUCACUUGGCCCAUUAAUCUAGCAUUACUUCUUACUAUUCCCGACUGUAGAAGAAGCAAGCUAAGGUCUUGGUAUCCUAUCACGUUCAUCAUGUGCGUAAUAUGGAUUGCAACUUCAUCCUAUGUCAUUGGAUGGAUCAUUACUACUAUCGGCGACACUUUCAGGAUUCCUGAUUCCAUUAUGGGUUUAACAUUUCUUGCAGCGGGAAUGAGUGUACCUGAAGCAGUGUCGAGCGUUAUCGUUGCCAAUCAAGGUUACGGAGCUAUGGGAAUAAGUAAUUCGAUCGGAUCAAAUGUAUUCGAUGUGUUACUAUGUCUCGGACUGCCAUGGUUCAUCAAAGCUACACUGUUACCAAAAGUAUCUGGACAGUAUUAUAUUCAGAUUAAUUCUCAAGGUUUAGUCUAUAGCUCAGUAUCUCUUUUUUCUACAUUAGUUAUCUUAUAUGGAUCUUUAUUUAUUAACAAAUUCACAUUGAGUCGCACAGUUGGAAUUCUUUGUCUCAUUAUGUAUGUUAUAUUUUUGAUAUUUGCUUCCAUCGUAGAACUUAACACUUUUUUCAUCGUUAAUUUACCAAUAUGUAUUGACUAACAUUUCAUAAAAAGAUACGAUCGUCUAUAUAACAUUUUGUACAAUUGCAAAUGUAAGCAACAAAUUAAAAAAUAGAAAGUACAAAAGAUAGAAAAAAAUGUUUUAAUAAAAGUUGUAUAGUUUAAAAA